Molecule: messenger RNA, 1473 nt
Organism: Epithele typhae
Lineage: Eukaryota; Fungi; Basidiomycota; Agaricomycetes; Polyporales; Epitheliaceae
Product: Alpha/Beta hydrolase protein
Exons: 9
Coding region: 1-1473 (490 amino acids)
Source: RefSeq, a predicted model, not a curated record
AUGGCACCACGGUCAACACCUUACACCCAGCUCACCCCAGGCGCGGUUAUCCCUGACGACACAAAGUCCCGGAGCGUUUGUCGCGGGCCCGCUCAUGAUCACCUUCCUCAUCAAGUCCGCCGCGCACCUGCCACCUUGUCCAAUGUCCACGUCGUCUUCAACUUGGGCUACGCACACGCGCCCCACACGCACUCCGCGAGCAACGCCGCGAUCACUGCACGGCUCGACUCGCUGAGCUACGCCCCGAACCCGCAUCAGCAGGUCUACUCGUCGGGCUGCAACUUCCCCGCCUCAUUACCCACGGGCCACCGCGCCCCGCCCGCAAUCGUGUUCGUCGCAAAAGGCAAGCAGCAUGUGCGUGGAGAGUUAGGCGACGGGAUGCCGGGAUUGGGUGCACAUCCAGGGAUUUGGGUUUUUCCUGAUGUCAAGGACGCGAAUGUCGGAAAUCUCGGCCUUCAGGAUCAGCGUGAGGCCCUUCGCUGGAUCCAGCGUUACAUCACCCAGUUUGGCGGCGAUCCCACGAAGGUCACCUUGCUGGGCCUCAGCUCCGGCGGCGUUUCGGCGGCGUUGCAUAUCGUGUACAACGACGGGAACACCGAAGGGCUCUUCCAUGCUCUGUGGGCCGAAUCGGGCGCCAUCCAACCCGUCGGUUGGCUCGAUGGCCCGCGUCCGCAAGCGGCAUACGACACCUACGUGGCGUCGGUGGGGUGUUCGGACGCGAACGAUACCCUGACAUGUCUCAGGCAGGCACCCGCGGAUGCGGUGACCAACGUCAGCGCCGUCGCCUCCGUGUGGAGCCCGCACGCGGACGGGAGCGUCAUCUCGGACCUUCCACAGACGCUACUCAUGGGAGGGCAUGUUGCGAAGAUUCCCAUCGUCGCUGGGAACGCCGAGGAUGAAGGGACGCUCUUCGCUCUCAACCUACCCAACAUCACGACCGAUACGGAGUUCGUUGGGUACGCCAGAGCCGUGUACUUUCCAAACAUCAGCUCCGCCGACGCCGAGACGCUGGUGCAAAUGUAUCCGAACGACCCGGCGCAGGGUGCGCCGUAUGGCACCGGAGACGACUUCCAGUACACGCAGAUGCACAAGCGCGUCGCGUCGUUCGAGGGGGACACGGGCGUCGACGCCGUCCGCCGCCUCUUCACGCAGCAGAUGAGCGCACACAGCAACGUUUGGGCGUACUACUACAGGCGGGAAUACGUUCCCGGCUUGGGAUCGACGCACGCGUCGGAGGUCCCGGACAUGUACGGGGGCGGAAACCUGCAGGACAUCUUCAUCCACUUUGCGAACACGCUCGACCCGAACGGCGCCGCGAACGUCACGCAGGACUGGCCGAUGUACAACGCGAGCAACCCGGUGCUCUUGGAGUUCUCCGGAAACACGACGCUCUCGCUGACGAACGACACGUACCGCGAGGCGCCGAUAGAGUUCCUCAUUGAGAUGGGGCAGAAGAUGCCGUGGCCCGUUUAG